This is a messenger RNA of Effrenium voratum, 1185 nucleotides long. The record is from the annotation of a GenBank genome assembly. NCBI's taxonomy places the organism in Eukaryota, Dinophyceae, Suessiales, Symbiodiniaceae.
AUGUUCCGUGCAGCAGUCGCAGGUUUGCUGAUCCCGGCCGCGGCUGUGGAGUGUGAGCAGGUGCAGCUGGGCGACCGGGUGGACUGCACACGCAUGGACGAGGACUCCUGCCGUGCCGCCGGCUGCUGCUGGGGCCCGGUGUCCCCCAACCCGGGCAACGCGCCGUGGUGUUUCUUCAGCAACCGCACCUUGCAGUCCUGCACCUUGGGUGGCGACGCCAAGGCGAGAUAUCCGAUGCGCGCCUUUACCACGCACGGGGCGAGGCGACUACUACUACGCCUGGGCACGGGAUGGGGCUUUGAGCAUGCACGCCUGCAGACCAAGGGUGCGGGCGCGGAGAAAGGAUGGGGAACGGACCCCAACGAUGUGGACAUCCUGGUGGAGCCCAAGUGCUUGAUCCCCCAGGCACGCCCUACCAGGUGGCUGGUGGCGGCCAACCACAGCUCUGAGACCUGCGACUUGUGGGAGGAGGUGCGCUCCAGCGACUUCUUCUGGAACCGCUACACCAUGCGCAAGGCCCUCAGUCUGGGCCAGGACUGCGGCCGGCGGGGAAAGAUGAGCGAGGGCGGCCAGAGUACUCGACGGGCGACCAGGAGAUCGACAGCUGGAGUAGUCACGUCGAUGCCAGCGCUCGUCUUCGAGUCCACUGAUCGGCGCAAGGACACGGCCGUGAUCGGAGCCUUCAGUGGGGGACUUGGAGAUGGGCUUGAUGGGCCAUUCAGGCACUCCGGUGGUGAGGACCUUUGUGAGCGACACGGCUGCAAGAGCCUACGCGGUGAACCAGCAGGCGGCGGCUUCGCGCCCGGCGUGCUCUUCGGGCGCUACGAGGGCGACAGCUACGACGGGGGCAACCCCUGGGUGUUGCUCACCGCUUCUGCAGCCACGCUGCUCUACCGGCAGGCGCAGGCUUUGGCCAAGGGCGGCUCCAUGGACGCGGAUGCCAAGCAGGUGCUGCACCAGCUGUUGGGCCGGGAGGUUACUCAGCAGAAUCUGCUGGGCGCAGGAGACGCGCUCCUUCUGCUCAUGAAGAAGUACUUGACCAAUGGCAUGCACAUGAACGAGCAGAUCGACCGCAAUGACGGCAGCCUCAAGUCUGCCAAGGACUUGACUUGGAACUAUGCCAACGUCUUGAAGGCUAUCGCUGCGCGGAAGGCGGCCGCUGCGACGGAGACUUUGGUGAUUUGA